Messenger RNA from Theileria equi strain WA, 870 nucleotides. RefSeq names its product signal peptide containing protein. The transcript has a single exon. NCBI's taxonomy places the organism in Eukaryota, Apicomplexa, Aconoidasida, Piroplasmida, Theileriidae. Bases 1 to 870 code for a protein of 289 amino acids. The record is from RefSeq and is a predicted model, not a curated record.
AUGAAUAUCUGGAUUUUUUGGGCAUGCGUAUCAGCUGUCUCUGUAUCCUGCACAAAACUAGACAUAUCAAAGCGGAUAAUCCCCUCGUUGGCAUCAAAAGUAGACUAUGAUAAGGAUGAUCUCCAAUACACUGUAUAUAUCGCGUACUUUAAUGCUGUAAUAGACAAACUUUCUGAUGGACCACUGGUAUUGUGGAGGGCAAAUAAGGGUGAAAAGCUCUUGCAAUUUACGAUAUAUAGGCUUCAUGGAGAGAGAAUAGUUGCUUAUAUCCACGUAUCCGGACGAUUAGAGAAUAAGUUUCUAUACUUCAAGUAUAGGGAUAGCCGGUGGGUGGAAAUUCCCAAGGAUGAGUACUGCAUUCUGCUGAGUGACGUUUUGUCCUCACGCCAAUUUAUCAUAAAUAGAGAUGUGGAGGAUGAUAUUGUCCAUGUCUACGAACAUGACCUGUUUGGGAUUCCUGCGCGUAUCUUCAUUUCAGACGACCGUUACAACAUCACAAGUGUCGUCGAAAUUAAAAGUUUAAAGGCAAAUGAACCUACAGAUGACGAACAACUUAUACAAAAGUACGAGUCAAGUCUAUCGCUAAACGAAAUAGGUAAAUCUAUGGAGAUAUCAAGUAUACUCUGGAGAGCCAAACGAGGGGAAAGAUGUACAUUUAUAGUCGUGCAUGGAGACCCUUCAGAUCAAAAAUUGGUACAUAUAUUCAUCCAGCUUGUGGAUAACCACAAGGUUCUCUAUUUCGAUAAACAGGGAGACAACUGGGUUGAGGUGAGAAAGGACCAGUUUUUCGAAAAGCUACAAGAGUUAGACGAGCAGUUUGAGCAGAGUAUAAAGGACAAUUGUAACUAUAAAGCAAGAGAUUGUUGUUAA